GCCGCUGGGUUCUUUUUUGCUGCACCAGCGUGCGUGAGUAGCCAUGGCGGGGUUGCUCCGGUCAUCCGUGUGGCUCCGUUCGCGUCUCUUGCUCUGGCGAGGGGGAUGCGCCCUUCCGGGACCCGUCCCGUCCCCGUUGCCCUCGGCUGCCCUACGACGCUUUCACAGCAACCCCAGCAGAGCAUUCCUAAUAUACCCCACAAGGCUCUUUACAAUUGCAGUCCAAGAAAACAGAGAUGUUCAAGAGCAGUUACCUAUUCAACAAAAGCAGAUACAAUUUUUUGAUUGGGCCUUUAACAAAAUGGACAAUUCUAUCAGAAGAAAUGGGUGCAUUACUAAAUCCCUGUUAGAAGACAUAUUUCAUGAUGCCUGCAAAACAGGAUUUCCAAAUGGUAACCAGGCCUUGCUGCUGUUAAGAAGCUGUGGCUCACUGUUGCCUGAGCUACCUCCGCUUGAAAGAACAGCACUUGCUCAUACCAUGUGGACAAAGCUGAAAGAUGCUGGUGUUGUAUUUGACAUAAGCCAUUAUAACGCUUUGCUAAAAGUGUAUCUCCAGAAUGAACAUGAUUUUUCUCCAGAUGAAUUCCUGACAAAAAUGGAAGAGGCAAAUGUCCAGCCCAAUCGAGUCACAUAUCAGCGACUGAUUGCUGCCUAUUGCAAUAACGGAGAUAUUGAUGGUUCCAGCAAAAUUCUUAAUAUUAUGAAAAGCAAAGAUCUCCCAAUUACAGAGUUGAUUUUCAGCGCCCUUGUCACUGGUCAUGCAAAAGCUGGAGAUAUGGACAAUGCAAUCAACAUCCUUUCUGUCAUGAGAGACACUAAAAUUGAACCUAGUUCAGAGACUUAUUUGGCACUCUUGAAUGCAUACGCUGAGAAAGGCAACAUAAACCAAAUUGAAGAGGAACUAAAAAAUGUCGAAAAGGCUGAAAUUUAUCUUUCUGAAAGAGAUUUUAUGGAUAUCAUUUUUACUCUUGCUAAGGCUGGAUAUCCUCAGCAUGUACAAAAUAUUCUGGAGAAGAUAAAGUUUAGUAAAGAAAGCAUACCAGAUGUAAAGAAUCUUUGCCUGAGAUUAAUAACAUUUAACUUAGAAGAUACAGCUUUUGAAGUUCUGCAUUCAGUUUUUGUGGCAUUAGGGCUCACCUGUGAAAAACACAAUACCCAGUGCAACUUUUUCUUACGACAUUGUAUAAACAUGGAAACGCCCUUGGCCAAAUUGAAGUAUUUCUGCAGUGAGCUAAAAGCGAGCAACUUACACCCUUCAUCUCUAUUGUCGAGUUUAUACUUUGCGUUGGAAACAAAGAAAACUGAUUUAUCUAUUGAUAUAAUGAAGAUAAUAAAAGAAGAAGGCUUAGGUCUUAAACCACACUAUUUUUGGCCAUUGCUGGCUCAGCACCAGGAAAAGAAGAACACUGAAGGUGUAAUUAAUGUCCUCAAAACUAUGGAUGAAUUGGAGGUAGAGCCAACUAUUGACACCUUUUUAUUAUAUGUUUUCACAAAAUUGGAUAAUCUUGACCCUGUUCGCCAGAGGAUUCAAGAAAAAGGCAGUCCUUUGGAAACCAAUAAAUUCUUAGCAGCAGAAAUCAGGCAUGAAGCUUCACAGGGCAGACUGGAUAAAGUUUAUCAGUUAUUAUCUUCCUUAAACAACUGGACAACGGAGAGGAGUCAUAUCAGGAACAGUAUAAUCCUUGGAUUUAGAAGGUGUAUUGAUGUUGAUCUUUGGAACAAGAUAACAGAACUGUUGUAUAUGGAGGAACAGAAGGCUGAACAAGAAACUGAAAAUAUUGGCCGUUUUCUUUAUUCCUUGAUUGACAACAUGACUGACUCAGAGGUACAGGACAAGGAGGAGCAGUUGAGACAAUACUUCCAUCAGCUGCAGAAGAUGAAUAUAACGAUUCUUCCUGCCUACUACAAAGGUAUUCGCAAACUGCUGAUCGAAUACAACGUUCCCAAUUUAAUUAAGUCCUUGAUUAAUUCACAAAAUUUGGAACAGAAACUUCAACAACUUAAAGCUGAAAACAAACCCAUUGGAGAUAUUCUAAAGGACUUUAUAGUUGCUCUGUGUUCAGAAAAGAAUAUGCAGAAAGCUCUUGAAGUAAAAGCCAAAUACGAAUUCGACAUGAAUGUUGUGGGCUAUGGAGCCUUAAUACGCCUUUGCUGUCAAAAUGAUAAUGUAGAGGAAGCAAUGAACCUGAAAGAAGAAUUUUGCCGUAAAGAUUCAUCUGAUGUUCUUGAAUUAAGCACUUACAUAGAAUUGAUUAAGAUUUUGGUGAAACGUGAAAGACUGGAUGAUGCUAUUAACAUUUUAAAGGAGAUGAAAGAGAAGAAUGUCUGUAUUAAAGAUUCAGCUGUCACACAGUGUUUCCAUAUCCUUAAUAAUGUAGCCUUCAAAGGUGAAGUUGAAAAGGUGAAUCAGCUGCAUGAGGCUAUGGUAGACCUGCUGUUACCACAGUCUUCUGUAAAAUUGUGCUCUCCCCUAGUUACUGUUCACUUGAAGAGGGAUGACUUAUUAACAGCGGUGGAAGUGUUAUUUGAAUGCUAUAGAAAGUACGGUGGGCAACCUAGACUUCAUGAAAUCUUAUGUGGAUUAAUAGAGAAGGGAGACAGUGAAACAGUGAAGAAAGUUUUUGACUUUUUCACCGAAGAGAAAAAACAAAUGGGAAUGAUGUUUGAUCUCUUCUUUGCCUUUCUGGCAACUGGCAAAUACAAAGAAGCCAAGAAGAUCAUUGAGACACCUGGCCUAAGAGCAAAAUCAGAAAGAAUGGAAUGGUUUGCAAACAGAUGUAUUGCAAAUAAUAAUGUUGAGAGCCUGGAAGCCAUGGUAACACUGACUGAAAACCUCUUUGAUUGUGAUAGAGAUAAGAUGUAUUAUUCUCUGUUAUUAUUAUGCCAGAAAAAUAAUGAUUUAGAAAAGGCUGAAUCUGUUUGGACUAAAAUGCAGGAAGAAAACAUUGUUCCCCGUUCAAGAACUUUGCAUUUGCUAGGACAUAUUUUUAAAGCUAAUAAUCAGAAAAUUCCAUUUACUGUACCUGAGAAUUGGUAUGAAAGCGAUGAUGAUUCUGCAGCAGUUGGCUUGUCAUCACCUCCUCAGAAAAUAUAUCAAGUUAAUGAAAAAAUAGAUCGAUUUUGUAAAAAUGGUAAACACACAGAGGCAUACAGACUUUUUCUAAUGACGAAGGACGUUGUACUUAAUGUCAGUUGUUACAACAAUCUUAUCAAAUCAUUGCUCAGCCAUGGUUCUCUUACAGAAGCAAUGGAAGUUAAAAAAAUUGCUGAGAACCACAUCAAGGGCUUCGUGCUGAACGAUGCUGCCAGCAGCCUCCUCAUCUUAACGCAAGUUAGGCGGGAUUAUUUGAAAGAAGCAAUGUCUUCCCUCGAUACACUUAUUAAAAAUGGUAAGAUACCCAGUCAACUAGCAACUACUCGUCUUGUUCAGGCAUUCGCUGAGAAGGGAGAUGAAGAGAGUAUAAGGGAAAUUGAGAAAUUAAUAGAACCUCUCCAUGGGAUUAUUAAAUUGCCAAGAAUGCUUUUCAUCAACAACACAGUGCUGGCUCGCAUCAAAAACAAUAACUGCGAUGCUGCCACAGAAUACAUUGAGGAGAAAUUCAUUUCUAGACAACUGACUGAAGAUGCCAACCUAUCCUUUGUAUUCAGAAAAUUGAUAGAAGACAAAGAAGAAACAGCUUUGGAAAAACUGAGUGCGAUGGCUGAAAGAUUGGCAAAUCAGUUUGGAAUUUAUAAGCCUGUUACAAAUCUUUUCCUUCAGUACAUAGAGCAAGAAAAAAUAAAUGACGCUGAGCUUCUUCUACAGAGAAACAAAGCAAUAAGUGAACAAAAGAAUUAUAUCAUAGCUUUUAUUAUACAGAAAUCCAGGACCAAAGGAGAGAGCAAAAAGAUCAGGACUUUAAGGGACCUGAUACCUGAUUUCAAAGAUCAAGACCAGCUGUUCCACUACCUCCUGAAAAGCUACUACUUGGAAAAGGAUGUAGUUUCAUGUAAAGCUCUGUAUGAAGAAAUGAAAGCAAAAAAUAUAGACUUAAAUGACCUGUGUUUGAAACGUUUGGCAGUCCUGCUGAAAGAAUACGGACAACCUGUUCCUUUCACUGAACCUCCUGAAAGCUUCACAUUCUACGCAGAGAAGUUAAAGAAUGAAAAGGAGUCACAUUCAUCUGAUGAUGAUUAACUUGUUUAUAUAUUAGCUUCUGUUAGAAAUACUAUGAUUAUUACAAGAGGGCCUGUUUUAAAUUCUGUGUUAUUGUCAGAAAAUAAAGGUGAAAAAAUAGGA
Molecule: messenger RNA, 4279 nt
Organism: Ahaetulla prasina
Lineage: Eukaryota; Metazoa; Chordata; Lepidosauria; Squamata; Colubridae
Gene: LRPPRC
Product: leucine rich pentatricopeptide repeat containing
Exons: 37
Coding region: 44-4177 (1377 amino acids)
Molecular function (GO): protein binding
Source: RefSeq, a predicted model, not a curated record